Molecule: messenger RNA, 1553 nt
Organism: Amaranthus tricolor (Joseph's coat)
Lineage: Eukaryota; Viridiplantae; Streptophyta; Magnoliopsida; Caryophyllales; Amaranthaceae
Product: probable trehalose-phosphate phosphatase 2
Exons: 11
Coding region: 203-1246 (347 amino acids)
Biological process (GO): trehalose biosynthetic process
Molecular function (GO): trehalose-phosphatase activity
Source: RefSeq, a predicted model, not a curated record
CAAAACUCUUUCCUCCUCUCACUUUCUCUCUCCUCUUUCUCUUACAUCACAAACCAUUCUUCCUUAAUCAACAUCAUCAACAACAACGUUGGAGUUACAAAAAGACUACUGUUUUAGGCGUGUUUAUAGCGCGUGUACGAAGACAAUAUUCGUUCGAAUUAAGUGUUCAUAGCGUGGCCAAGCAGCUUCAAGUUCUGAUAAGAUGAUCAAAAACAAGCUGAUCAAGGUGUCGAAUGCGCUAGGAUUCUUGAGAUACUCAUCCAACCCGCAAACUCCUGCAUUGAAUAUAAGGAAUGAAAGGAGUAGCAUGGUGAGACCUGAACCAUGUGAUCAGAACCCGACAACACCAAAUGCUGUCGAUACUAACUAUGAAGAGUGGUUGAGUGAUCAUCCUUCGGCUUUGAACUCAUUCCAAAAAAUGAUGAGCAUCGCAAAGGGCAAGAAUGUCGUCAUGUUUCUAGAUUAUGACGGCACACUCUCCCCUAUUGUUGAUGAUCCCGAGUUAGCCUUCAUGUCCGAUAAGAUGAGAUCAGCAGUGUCUGAAGUAGCCAAGCAUUUUCCGACAGCAAUAAUUAGUGGCAGGAGUCGAGAUAAGGUGUAUGAUUUCGUAAAGUUGAACGAUAUCUAUUAUGCCGGAAGUCAUGGUAUGGAUAUCAUGACUCCACCCGGGAAGCACAAGUCUAGUGACGGCAAGUAUCAGACUACUCUAGCUGUUGAUAAAAAGGGUAAUGAGGCUAACAUCUUUCAACCUGCUCAAGAAUUCUUGCCUGAAAUUCUUGAGAUAUUUAAUGAGUUAGAAGAAGAAACUAAGGCAAUACAAGGAGUCACCGUAGAGGACAAUAGAUUCUGCAUCUCAGUUCACCUUCGUAGGGCAAAAGUAGAGGAUCAUUCUCUGGUUAAAGAGAAAGUUAAGUCAAUAGUGGCAAAACAUAGUGGCUUUCACCUAACUACAGGUAGAAAGGUUUUGGAGGUAAGACCACCUAUAAAAUGGAACAAAGGUAAUGCCCUUGAAUAUUUGUUGGACACUCUUGGAUUUUCUGAAUCAAGUGAUGUCGUUCCUAUCUACAUUGGAGAUGAUGCAACUGAUGAAGAUGCCUUCAAGGUUAUACAAAAAAGAGGGCAAGGAUUUCCGAUAAUAGUAUCAUUAAAACCGAAACAAACAGCAGCUUCGUACUCUCUGCGCGAUCCAUCAGAAGUACUAACGUUCCUGUUAAGAUUAUCAAAAUGGCCAAGAAAUUCUUCUUAGUGAAGCUGAGUACGCCAGCCACAACCAGUCAGUUUUUUUUGGUGACUGCUAAGUGAGCUUUGGUAUUUAUAUACAACUCAAUACAUAGUUUGUACAUAGCUGUUUCAGUACUGUACUAAUACUAUAUACUAUAUACUAUAUACUAUAUACAGUAUACUAUCUAUUAUAUACUAGUAGUAAAAUGAUAUGAGGAGGGCAAAGUUAGACAUCUGAGAUUUUGGUUACAAAGUAGUGAAUCUUUGGUACCAAACUAUAUUUCCUAGGUAUAUUUACCAAAGUUUUCUUGGACAAUGGCCAUAUGUUGUAU